Ictalurus punctatus (channel catfish) is the source of this 8374-nucleotide messenger RNA. It is a transcript of the gene dr1, whose product is annotated as down-regulator of transcription 1. Gene Ontology annotation, cellular component: negative cofactor 2 complex. The transcript is spliced from 5 exons. Gene Ontology annotation, molecular function: TBP-class protein binding; core promoter sequence-specific DNA binding; protein heterodimerization activity. Gene Ontology annotation, biological process: chromatin remodeling; negative regulation of transcription by RNA polymerase II; RNA polymerase II preinitiation complex assembly. NCBI's taxonomy places the organism in Eukaryota, Metazoa, Chordata, Actinopteri, Siluriformes, Ictaluridae. The coding region runs from base 538 to 1074 and encodes 178 amino acids. The record is from RefSeq and is a predicted model, not a curated record.
GAUAUCCUUCAGCUUUGCAUUGUGGGAUUGAUUCUGAAGAUCGCUAUAACAACCGUGGGGGGAAUAUUUAAUAUUAUAUAUAUAUAUAUAAAAAAUAAUGAAUUAAAUGCUGCUUCUGGGGCGUUUAUGCAAUAUAACUUCAUAAUGCCUCCGUGUAUAAUCAAUUUAGUCCUGUAGCCAAGUUUCCAAUGUGAGGUGAUUUGUUUUGGUUGCGGUAAUUCAACAUUAAUUAGGAACGCGUUAAGAUAGUGGAAACGCUUUUCAUAUAAUUUUUUUUAAUAUAUACGUGUAGUUAUAAUUCCGUAUAUUUGGUUAGCUAGCUAUAAGUCUUAUACUUUAUCCGUCUUGAUAGUGCUUUUUUCAUUUGUAAAAAUAAAAAAUAUAUAUAUAAACUAUUCCAGUGUCAAGCCAAGACACUGGGGGAAAUCUAAGCCCUGCUCCUUCACUGCACCGAUUCGGCUUCCGUCUCUUUAAACUCGGUCCUGUAGCUCGCUGGGUAAGUUCCCGUGAAAUCAAAAGUGAGUUCAAAGGUAAAGAAUGGCUUCCUCGUCCGGAAACGACGACGACCUCACCAUCCCGAGAGCAGCCAUCAACAAGAUGAUUAAAGAAACGCUUCCCAACGUGCGGGUGGCCAACGACGCCCGGGAGCUGGUGGUCAACUGCUGCACUGAGUUCAUCCACCUGGUCUCCUCCGAGGCCAAUGAGAUCUGCAACAAGUCCGAGAAGAAGACCAUCUCCCCGGAGCAUGUCAUCAACGCACUUGAAAGUCUUGGUUUUGGAUCCUACAUAACGGAAGUGAAGGACGUUUUGCAGGAGUGUAAGACAGUCGCGCUUAAGCGGAGAAAGGCGAGCUCACGUCUGGAAAAUCUCGGCAUCCCAGAAGAGGAGCUUCUCCGCCAGCAGCAGGAGUUAUUCGCUAAGGCGCGGCAGCAGCAGGCUGAGCUCGCCCAGCAGGAGUGGCUGCAGAUGCAACAGGCGGCACAGCAGGCUCAGUUAGCAGCAGCAGCAGCUUCAGCCACCGCAGCUCAACACGCCCGAUCCUCCCAGGAAGAUGAUGAAGAAGAUGACAUGUGAUAUCUCUCUCUCUCUCUCUCUCUCUCUCUCUCUCUCUCUCUCUCUCUCUCUCUCUCUCUCUCUUUCUUUCUCUUGCUCUCUCUCUCUGUCUCUCUCUCUCUCUCGCUCACUUUCUCUCUCACUUGCAGUAUCCGUUUAUAUUGACUUUUUAGAAAACACCAUGGCCAGAUGGCUGUUUUAUUUGGCCCAUUCCUUAUGUCAAGUUAACGUUAGACUUUUCCCUCCUUUUAUUUUUCUGUGACAUAAAUUCCUGCUUUUCUUUCAGACAGUUGAAAUAUUUUAAGGCGCCCUAUUGUAUGUGCAUCAUUGUUUUUGGUCUUUGAGUCGUAUGGUAUAUUGGUGGCAGAAGACACAUUACGUUGAAUUGUUCUCGGUUUGGUGCAGGAAUAAGUGUUUAAACUCAAAUGCCUCCUAUUUUAGGUGUCCCGUAGAUUUCUUACUUUUUUGUUUUUGUAAAAUAGUUAUGAGUUAAAAUAUUUCUUGGUUUUUUUUUUUUCUUCCCCCUCGAGAAUUGAUUUUUAUAGAAAUGGUUCCUUCCCUGUCUUGCCCCUGUGUUAGACAGAGAGCUGAUCUGGGUUGUAAAGUAGGAGGUUUCUUUUUGUUUCAUUUUAGUUUAGUUUGGAAAGAGUACAGUGUACGUAGGAUGCAGCUUUUGUCUGGCCUGUGUUCAGAGCAGUAUUGAAAGGAGAACUACAGAAUAAUAUCUGUCUCUUUAGUACCAAAGAUAGAGAUGAAACUUCAGUCACCAGAUAGUCUUAAGAAACCUCUGGACAGUUUUACACUCUUUACAGGAAGAAACUCUGGUCACUGAUGGCACUGAACUACGCCACCAUCAGUGUCCCUAUAUUGAUAGCAACUAUCAAACUGUAAAAUGUUUUCAUAUGCGAGCAGAAGGUUUUUGUUCCUCUGUAUCUCUCUGGUGCAAUGUGUACAAGUUGCAUUGUGAAUGUGUGGUCAAUUCUUAUCUUGUGACGAUUGGUAAGUUUUAGUUGAGGCACGUGUUCACAUGGCUUUGCAGGAGCUGUAAGCUGUAUUCUCUGAGCAAUAAAAGUCAACAUGUUUUAUAAACUAAGCUCUUAGUGUUUUUUUUUUUUUUUUUUUUUUUUUUUAAUAAUUUUUUUUUAUUAGUGUGUUCAGAAUGGGGAGAUACGGUGGCACAGCAGGUAGCAUUGUCGUCUCACAGCUCCUAGGUCCAGGAUUCGAUCCUGAGCUCGAAAUUGUUCCUAGGUGUGAAUGUGUGUGCAUUAUGCCCUGCAAUGAUGUGCCAUCUCAUCCAGGGUGUAUUCCCAUCUCAUACUCCCAGGUGUUCCCAGGAUAGUCUCUGGAUAUACUGUUACUCUGACAAGGAGAAAGCUGAAUGAAUAAAUUUUCAAAAAACAAAUAUGCUUACAGUUGGAACAUAAAUAAAGUUCUUGGUCAAUGUACACUGGGUAGCUCUUUUUUAGUUUUAUUUUUUAGAUCAUCUACAAAAAUUCAGGUAAUAAUUUGCAAUUAAGUUACUGCAGGAUGUUUCAGAAAAAUUAUAUUCAGAGAUAUUCACAGUCUAGAUGGGAAUUUUAGUUGCAUGAGCUCAGCAACGUUGGCAAGGACUUUUCAGUUUUGCAUGACGCACUACAACCAAAUCUCUGAGCGGCUAAUAGGAACCUUAAUGCCUAAAAGCACAAAACAGGGAGCAGAAGAAAUAUUCACUUAAUUACACUCAAUUAUUUCUUUAAAGUUAUCAUAUAUUCCAGUAGUAUAAUACUAGAACUUGCCAAAGAACAAUGGAAACAUGGUAAUGCAUAAAAUUUUCAGCAUUUCACUCCUAUCCUGUAUAUGUAAUACUGUGUUGAGUAUAGAAAUUUAAGGUUGAUCUGCACAAGUAGCUCAAAGAAGUUAAAGUUAAAUCCUAAUUGGCUUUAUGCUCACUGGCCUAAAAUGAAGGGGGUGUAAAUUUAAAUGAAAAACAUUGCAAUUGAAUAUAAGAUGGGUCAGGGAGGGCAUGGAGACUUAGUGGUUAGCACGUUUGACUUGCACCGCCAGGGUUUUGGGCUCGAAUCCUCCCUCCACCCUGUGUGCGCAGAGCUUGCGUGUUCUCCCUGUGCUUCGGGGGCUUCCUUCAGGUACUCCGGUUUCGUCCCCCAGUCCAAAGACAUGCACCGUAGGCUGACUGACAUUUCCAAAUUGUCCGUGGUGUGUGAGUAUGUGUGCGAUUGUGCCCUGCGAUGCGUUGACACCCCGUCUAGGGCGUCCCCUGCCUUCUGCCCUGAGGUCCCUGGGAUUGACUCCAGGCUCCCUGUGACCCUGUAUAGGAUAAACGGUAUGGAAAAUGGAUGGAUGGCUGGAUGGAUAAGAUGGGUCAUGCCCACUCAACUGCUUGUACAAUAAAAGAAGACAAUGAAGUCUAUUUAAAAUAUUUUUAUUUAUUUACUUACUUAUUGUAAACCCGCACUAUUACAAAUAAAUACAGGAUUUAACUUGUGCAGCCUCAAUCUGAUGUGCAAGUGAAACGGGUGGGUCGUGCUUGUAAGAAUCCUGCCGAUAGAGGGCGCUUUCAGCAGGCCCAGCGAGGUAAAAAACCGUGGGUCCGUAUCCCAUAUAGUUCCUAACUUUCUACAUAAGCACCCUACAUGUAGUGUCACCUAAUGGCGUUCCAGGCUCUAUGUAGUACACUACAUGUCCAACAGCGAGGCGUUUGUUAUGCAGCCGGUGAGAUUUUUGGAUUCCAGUCGUCCAGCACCGUUCCCACCAUUCCGCGUAUACAGUAUUUUCUCUGAGAGAAGUGAAAGCUCGCCUGUCUUUCUCUAGUUUUCGUUUUGUUUAAGCACUAAAAGACUACUAAUACUUUUACGCAUUUACAGUAUUCGUAUUGGAGUCGUUUUGUUUGUGUAUAAUAGAGAGACUCGUACUUUACAAGUGAAGUAGCGUUUAUCUUAAGCGACGCUUUUGUCGGUUGGUAAAGAGCUUUUAAAACAGUUCACGCGACGGCUUGUAACGCUGAGCUCAGUUAAAUGAGAGGUUAACAGGGCGGCCUCGGAGCUCUCAUCGGAGGUCAACCAGGUGAUCUCAGAGCCCCAGCUUGAGACCUGUGGGGAGGUCCCUGCCUCAGAGCUCCCGCCUGAGGUCAACUUGGCAGCGUCAGAGCUCCAGCCCGAGACCUACGGGGAGGUCUCAGCUCCGGAGCUCCAGCCCGGCAGAGGACUUCCCUCUGCUUACCUCCACCGCUGAAGGAAGUCAAUCAGCCUUCCAGUCCCACUAAGGACGUCGCCCAGCCUUCCAGUCCCACUGGGGAUGUCGUCCAGCGUUCCAGUCCCGCUGAGGACGUCGCCCAGCAUUCCAAUCCCACUCAGAACGUCGCCCUGAGCUUCAGUCCCACUGGGGGUGGUGCUCCGCCUGUCUGCUGCCCGGCGGAGGUCGUCUUGUUUUCCAAUGCAUCAAGAGACAGAUUACACAGGGGCCCAGGACCCCAUUGAAGGGGGUUUUUUGGCACUUCGGGAGGAGUACCUUUGGAGGGGGGUUCUGUUACGGUACCGUCGGCAGAUGAAGCUAUGGCUACAACGAGCAGCUUGAGAACGCGCACGUGCACGUGAAUGAAGUGCGCAUGGACGCUAAAGCUGGGUUAAGUGUUGCCAGCUGUCAGCAAUCAAGAGACUGUUUACUUAAACCCCUCGCGGUGCUGCGCACAUCGUGCGGCAUUAAAGUGUUAGUGUUAAAGUGUUGAAGUAACGUAAUGUCCCGUAUAGCAACGUAAUGUCAAGCCAAGUAAAGUAAAGAGGGGAAUGGACUAACAGAGAAGAUGACGGAAUGUAUAAUGGUGCCAGGUUGUGAUGUUGCCAUGCUCUGUCUGUUUUCCUGUUAGUUUAAACCCUGUCGUAGUUGAGUGUUUGUAUCCUGUUGUAGUCAAGAAAUUUAAGUCCUGCCCUAGAUAAGAGUGCUUAUGCCACACUAUAGUCAAAUGAGAGGUUUUGCUCUUGUUAAAUAAGGUGUUCUUGUUCUAGUUAAAUGAGAUGUUCCUGCUUUAGUUAAAUGAGAUGUUCCUGUUCUAGUUAAAUGAGAUGUUCCUGUUCUAGUUAAAUUAGAUGUUCAUGCUUUAGUUAAAUGAGAUGUUCAUGCUUUAUUUAAAUGCAGUGUUCAUACUCUAGUUAUAUGAAGUGUUUAUGCUCUAGUUAGAUGUGUUCCUGCCAUUGUUAGAGGAUUGUUUCCUGUCUUGUUUAUAGUUAAACGAGAACUGUUUGAGUUAAGUUUCAUGCUCUUUGCUUGAGUUAGAGUUUUAUGUUUAGAUCUGGUUUCCUGCCUCCUCGUGUGUUUAUUUAAGUGGCACAAUAAAGACUGCUCUCCUGCGCUUACUUCCUGUCUCCAAGUCCUGAAUCAUAAAAUUAUUGAGCAAGUACAUAAAAAAAAAAAAAAAAUCAGUGUUCAAAACUGUAUCCUUACCUUACCCCGAUUUGCAACGGUUAUGGUUAUGUCUCGUCCGUAAACCAAAAGAAGACGACCCGGUUACUAUAUCGCAUCUGUGGGGGCUGAGGAUGGUGGAGUGUUUGUAGCUUGUUCUUACAACAGUUGCUUAGAAUUCAAACGUGUCAUUUAGAUGACUACUAUAAUCUGGAUAGAUCUAAACACAAUCAUUGUUGACAUUUGGAGAAUCACCUGUUGUCAAAAGCAAGAAACCUCGAACUGCGGAGAGCUUGCUGUCAAAAAGGGAAAGCGACAGGGCUCGUGCUAAAACGAGAAUAAAUCUCGGCAGGGCUUUUGAGAGGUGGUGAAGACUCAGAUCUGAAGGUAUUAAAGAAUGAUGCAGAGAUGGCUUUUUUCUGCUACACGGGACAGUUCAGUGGUUCAGUAGGUAGCUAGCUAACUUGGUUGCUUGAUUCAGUUAUUUAUGAAGGUUCCCAUGCUGUUGUUUUUUUGUUAUUGUUUUGAUUUGCUAUGGUCAGUAUGGUAAAUUGCACUUAUUUUCUGCUAACUAUGAGAGAGGGCAAUUCACCUCUACUCCAAGAAAACAGUAUAUGCCUCCACCUCUGUUGUCAAGUAUUGGAGCUCAUAUACAACCCAUACGAAUAACUCAAACUACCAGCUUCAUCUGAACAGAGGAGCAGUGCCAAAGCAAAACUCAGCAAAAACCCAGACCACUCUGUUUCAAACAGAGAUGGCGAUAGAUACAGAUACAGUAUUAGCAAAAUUUCAAUACUGAAGCUUUAAAGCAAGAUUAGCUACUGUAGGUAACAGGCGUUUCCAUGCAGGUUAUCUCCCACUUCAGCCAAACAUGUCAGUAAGUGUAUUGGCAGCUCUAAAUGUGUGCGUGUGUCCAUGGUGUAUUCCUGCCUCGCACCCAGGCUACGUUGGAAAUCACGUACUAUGACAGACAGUACGCCAUCUUUGACUCUGACAGCUCUUCCGCACCAGUCCCAUUGCCUUAUGGGAUAGUGUACUGUCCAUUGCUUCCAUACAGCAGAAUAAAAAGAGUAUAUCUCGCCUACUGUUUUAUGAACACUGAGAAUCUAGACACACUACUCCUUUGGCACACUGCUUUUCGCUUACUGUAUCGUAGGUAGUAGGGAUAUUCGGAUGCAGCCCCAAUCAUUCCCGAAGAUGAAUGAAUGAACAAAUGUUACAAGCCCUAGCUAUUAAUCAGUCUGAUUGAACUAUAUUAAACCCAGUCAAAUCCUGAAUCUUGGCUAUUUUACCUCAUUGGACUCGGCUUCUACCAGAUGUGGAGGCGAUGCAGAAUGGGCACCCACACCUUGAGCCAGUGAAGCAUGUAAAGUUAAAAGUAGUUAGCUAACUAGGAAGUAACUUUACCUUUCUGUACUGGAGCUGUAUUAGUGUAGAAAAUGAAAGUGUCAGCGUUUCAUGUGGCAGUAAUUACACAGUUGCUUUCAACAUGACCAGUGUGAUAAAGCACCUAUAAAGAAAACGUUUAAAGGGAUACAGUGAGCUCACACAGGUCACUCAGCCAAAAACCACACCAAGCAGCAAACACUGAUGGAUAUUUUAAAAGGCAACUUCAGGCAGCGACAAGGUGAAAGAAAUUCGAGCAGUUAACUGGAGGUACUGCUUUGUAUGACUAGUGGUGGAGAAUGAAGCUUUGUUAUAUGUUAAUAAGUUUAUGAAGCCACACUAUGUCCUACUCUCUUGGAACCCAUUAGGCAUAUUUUCUUAACAUACAGCUAUUCAGCGUUCCAACUUAUCGUGCUUGGGUUGGUUUUAUUAAACUACAUGUAGAAUUACAUUUUCAGAUUUUAUAUUCUGAUUGUGUAUCACAGAUAUGAAUAAAUACUGGCUCAACUGGCGAAAAACAAACUUAACUGAGGAGAAUAUAUUUAGGACAAAUACAUCUUGAACUUUUAACAUUUUAGCAUGAUUUUUUUCUUUUUCUUUUUUUGACCAACAUUUAAAUCCAAACAAAAUGUUUGGAAGAUUUGGAACGCUUUUUUGGCCCCUUGUUUGUACAAACUUCCUUUUUAAUCUCUGAAUUCGUAGCAUUUGUUACUAAUGUGAACUAUUAGGAAAGAAGCAGCAUCUAUUGAAAUGAUUUUCUAAAAAUUAUACAAUCAUUUAUAUCAGUUGCUGUGUUUAGUGCGUAUCUUCUGAACAUCUGCGUAAGAGACUUGAUGAAAUGGAGGCUGAUCACAGAUGGCACACAACCAUCUGAGGAAUGGAGUGAGUUCACUGAUUAAUGUAGUUUUACCAGUUUGGUUCAGUUUCACACACAGCAGAUGGUCAUGCACUCAGUAUUACUUUAACACACAAGCUAGCAAAGUGGAAAAGAAAACAUAAAAAAAAUAUUGUUGACAAUUUAUUUCACUUUGAUAAAAAAAGAAAGAGUCUUUUAAACAAAUUAAAAUUGCUCCUUCGUCACAUUAAUUGUGUGUUUUUUAAAAAAAAGCUUACUAUAAACACAAUUUUAUGUAAAUGUUUCUCAUUCCUCAGUGAAAAUGUGCAUUUUGGGCCCCUGUUUGGCUAAUGCAAUGUUCCAUCUUGGUGCCUCCAUUUUGAAUUCUUCUUACUGUCAGGCUAAACACACUUCUCUCCUGCCCAAAGCUGCUUUAAAAAAAAAAAAAAGUUUUAUUUUUAAAUGAACACUAGGGUUGUCUGAUCAUUUUUGUCAUGUCUGAAUUAGGAGUGCUACGGUUUGGAAUUUUCGCAGUAUGAUAGCCUAGUCUAAAAAUAUCACAGUUUCACAGUAUUACAGAAUUAAUCGACCAUUUCAAAACAAGCCAGUGGUGAAAAUUAAAGGAAAAAUGAUUAUGAUAUCUGUGUGCAAAAGUCUCUUUGCACAUCAUGUACAUAUCUAACAAAAAAAAAAAAAAAAAGGAAACAA